Danio rerio (zebrafish) is the source of this 2863-nucleotide messenger RNA. The record is from RefSeq and is a predicted model, not a curated record. Lineage: Eukaryota; Metazoa; Chordata; Actinopteri; Cypriniformes; Danionidae.
AGACCCACGUGCAGCUGUGUGUAGCACUUUACUGUAGUACAUACACGAAAUGCGACUGUAUUUUGUUCAGUAUUUAUCUUCUUGUCUCCUGAGUGCCAAAAGUUCAGCUGACGUCACCGGCCACCGCCGCACGCGACCCCGCUGCCGACGUGGCGCGAGCUCGAGCGGAAAGGGUAGCGGGAGCGCGACUGUCUGUCAGCACAACUGAGCACCAUGUCGCAAGAUGAGACUGGGGAAGACCUUGCUCUAAAAUCUCCCCCUGCUGAUGAAACUGCCCCCGUACCUGCAGUCAAUACAGAUGAAGUCCCCUCCUUAUCUCAACUGUCACUAGACACACAAGCCUCUGACUCAAGCAGUAUGGCUGCAGAAGAGCACAGUACAGCCAAAGAUGUUAAAGAGAAGCAAGAACAGCUGCUAGAAGACAAACCAGAGGGUCAGGUGGCUGAAUGUGUGGAGUCUGUGAGUUUGGACCCAGAUGUUACUCAAGUAGAGGCUCAGGGAACAGAGGCCUCAGAUGAGUCUAAACCUAAAGGCUGGAGUAGUUGGGGAUCCUGGGGGAAGACACUUCUGACCACUGCCACAUCAACUGUGGGUCAAGGGUUUAGCUCUGUGAAAGAGAAGGCAGGUGUGGCGUUGCGGAUACGUCAGAGCUCAACAUGUGAGGAGGCAGAGGAGGCCCAUGAGCAUUCUGGGACGGAGCAGGCAGAACACGCUCAUGCAGAGGAGACGCACAGAGGAGUACUGUCAACCAUCAGCAGCGCUGUUCACAACACUGGAAAGUCAGUAAUAACUGGAGGUCUUGAUGCUUUGGAGUUCAUUGGAAAGAAGACCAUGAAUGUCUUAGCAGAGAGUGAUCCAGGCUUUAAAAAGACUAAGAUACUAAUGCAAAGAACUGUCUCUCUGUCUCAGAUGUUAAAAGAAGCGAAGGAGAAGGAGAGAGCGAGACUGAGCAGUCAGAUGGUCACAGAACCAACCGCACACUAUGGAAUCUUGUUUGAUGAUUACCAAGGCUUGUCUCAUCUCGAGGCGCUGGAGAUACUCUCCAUUGAGAGUGAAGGGAGGGUGCAGGAAUUCUUAUGCUCUUUGGAAGAGGAGGAUUUAGAAGUUCUGAAGAAGGAUCUGAUUGCGAUUAAAGAGAUCUUCAUCAGUCGUGAGGAGGAGGAACCUGAGGCCGCCUCAGGGGAAAACGGUGAUCUUUAUUCACAAAUUCAGUGUUCCACCCCUCUCUCUGCUGAUGGAGAGGAGUUUGUCAGUGUUCUUACCGAACUACUCUUUGAGCUCCACGUUGCCGCAACUCCAGACAAGCUGAACAAAGCCCGUAUUAAAGCUCAUGACUGGGUGCAAGAAGUGGAGAAGUCUCAGGAAGCUGUCAAGAGUGUAACGGAUGAAGCUUGCCCUGCUCCAGAAAAGGAGGGACCAACAGAUAAAAAGAAAGAGAAAGUUGAAGUGGGAGACAAUGAGGAAAGUAAUGCAAAGGAUGUGAAAACAGAUACUGUUGAGAAGGUGUAUCUGUCAUCAGUAGGCAGCCUUGCAGAAGUGACUGCUCGCAGUAUAGAGCAGCUGCAUAAGGUGGCUGAGCUGAUUUUACAUGGACAAGAGCUGGAGAAGCCAGCCUGCCAACAGGCCAGCAUUCUGGUCAGGCUAACCAGUGCCAUGUGUAAGGAGGUCAGAUGCCUGGCCCGAAAGUUCUCAGAUACAUUACUGGCAGUAGGGAGUCAAAGAAAAGCAGAAGAAGUAAAUCCUCUAGUGGACAGUGUGAUGCUGGAGGGUUCUAACAGCACUACCUACAUCCACAAUGCCUUUCAGCUGCUGCUGCCAGUUCUUCAGAUCUCGCACAUCCAGACCAGCAGAACUGCAGUCAAGCCAGACCCACAACCAGCAUCUGCAGAAUAGUGCCCUUUAUUCUGUCCUCGUGUGUGUGUGUCUGUCUGUGUUUGUCUGUAUUUAGGUACUGUAUGUUGCUUCACUAUGAGAGCUGAUGCCAAAAAAAGUGCAAUUCUAGUCUAUAUAUAGACUCUUACAACGAGAUAAUUAAGAAAAUACAAUUGAAACUCCUAACUUAUUUAGGAAGCUGCUUAUGUAUCAUUUAUCGUGAUACUAUAUUCGUUUAUAUCCGUUACUCUACCAAAAAGGAAGAUUAUUAAUCAAGUGUUGUAAAACCAGAGCAGGUUUGAACUGUUAUUCACAUAAAUUAAUCAAUCACUCAUGUACAUUUAUCAGUCUUUAUUUUUAAUGACAUGAACCAUGAACAUAAACUGUAAUAUAAAUUAUAUAAAACUAAAGACUGAAAUAUUCUAAGUGGGGUUUUUUUCAGUAUGUUAUGAAAAAAUGAUUUACUACAGGUCUCAGAACAUUCCAUUUUGUUCACUGAAUACUGAAAAGGCAAAGACGAUGGUAUGUUUUAAGAUGAAGUCAAUAUCAAAGCUGGAAGAUGGAAAGUGCUUUUAGGAAAAAAAUAAAUAGCAUUUUUAAUAGCCACAAGAGCUUUAAACUGGUGUUAUAAAAUUAGGAAAUCACAUUAGUGCAGCCGUAUUGGUAGUUAAAUGGAUAUUAGAGAACCAUGCAGCAUGCUUAAUGUUUUCAGCCUAGUUGUAGAAAUGCUCUCUCUCAUUUCAUUGAGCAAAUAGGGCAACAUAACACCAUAGUGUGAUUUAAAGUCUUGUAAGGGAGAGUUCACCUAAAAAGCUGUUCAUUUGAAAUGGCAAGGCCUUACAAGAUUAAUUUGGUUCAGCAGAACAUUAAGGAAGAUUUACAUGUGUUGCUUAUACCGUGAUCCUUGUUGUUUCAUUAAAUGCAAGUCAAUGUUUACAAGAGCUUAAUGGUAUAAAAAAUAAAAAGGUGUUAUGAUGCACUAUUAAUUAUU